This is a messenger RNA of Parasteatoda tepidariorum (common house spider), 3220 nucleotides long. It is a transcript of the gene DCTN2-p50, whose product is annotated as dynactin subunit 2. Gene Ontology annotation, biological process: microtubule-based process. Lineage: Eukaryota; Metazoa; Arthropoda; Arachnida; Araneae; Theridiidae. Gene Ontology annotation, cellular component: dynactin complex. The record is from RefSeq and is a predicted model, not a curated record.
AUUUCACUGAUGGAAUUGGUCACAGAAAAAAAACUGGCUAUGAUGUUAGAUCUGGAGAUUGGGAAAUGGUGGGUGAUAAUUUGAAAGAGAAUGAAACCCCCCUUCAAACUUAUAACAGACUUCAGUUUGAAAUUAAGAAGCUUUUUGAAGAUGUUAAUGCUAUGAAAGAAUCAUCUGAUAAAGGAAGUGAAUUACCUCCAAUAGUCCUUUUUCAACAGAUUGAGGAUCUUCAGAAAGAAUUGCAAGAAUUUCACAUGGAGAAAGUUCUCGGUUCCGAAGCUAUUGCUGAAAUGUCUGAUCCCCUAGGAUCUUUGCACAAGAAACUUGUAUCACAGCUGGAGGUUUUUAAAAGUUCUCCCGCACCACCUGAGAAGUCUCCUCCCCUCAGUACUGAAGACGCUAUAAAAUACGAACUCUUUGUGAGACCCGAUCAAGACAAAUUGGAACAGUCUUCUAAGUCUGCAAUCAAGUUGCUGUCGUCGAAGUUGAAUCUUCUGGAACCGAUGUAUUUGGAUCAAGUCGAAAAUCGAUUGGUCGUGCUUCACCAGUGUAUGCAACAGGUUGCUGAAAAAAAGCACCAAAUAGAGGAUGCAGAUAAGAGGAAUAAGGUUGCGGAACUCUACGAUUUAGUGAAGAGAGUUCACGAGUUAGACGAGUGCCUUCCUCAAGUGGUAAAAAGACUUGUCGCCUUAAAAGAACUUCAUGAACAGUCUCUUCAAUUCAGUAAAGCUUUAACGCAGCUGGAUUCUUCGCAGCAACAUAUAACCAACUCAUUGAAAUUGAAUGAAACAAUGAUGAAAGAGGUUCAAUCAACUUUCCUGAAAAACAGUGAUAUGAUUGAAAGAAACAUUGAAAGUUUGAAUGCAAGAAUAACCGCCCUGAAGUAGCUUCUGCGCUGAAUAAUUAUUAUUAUUGAAAUAUGACUUUAUAAAUUGUGUGUGUUUGUGGCCUCCUUUAUUGACUUAUUCCAAUGAAUUAGAAUGAAAAGGUUAUACUGUCUGCAAACAAAUAUCGCUGGUAAUAAAAAAUGGAAUUAAGCAAAAAUGAAGACCGAAAUUUAAAAUCGAAAAGCCCUAAAAGCAGCAUGUCACCAAAAUUGUCUUUAGUACACAGUUUAAUUAAAUGGGAUAGAACUUAAAUAUAUAGAGCAAAACGAACUUUCAAAAUAGAAGCACAUCAGCAAAGACAGUACUUCACUGUCCUGCUAACAUGCCUUACUGUAGUCAGUGGUUCAACCAAAAACUAACUCUGCCACAUAAUGAAAGAUAAAAUAAGAAUACUUUAGAAAUUCAAGGAUUAAAAUCAAAAGGAAAAUCCAGAAAAACAUGCAGUCGAACCUCAUUAAUGUAAAACCGCUUAACAGGGAAAUAUUGCUUUACACAUGAUUUCUCCUGUGAAUUAUUGUUGUUUUACAUGUUUAACAUGAAAUUUUCGAGCUGAUUAUUGCUUAAAUGCACAGAUAAUAAGCAUGUGAAUAAAUCCUUCAUGUUGAGGAAUGCUAUUUUUUUCCUUCAGGGGUGAUUGUAUUCCCGGUUUUUCAUAUCAUCUGUCCAGCUCUAGGAGCAGGGCAUGUGAGUUUUUGAGAAAUUCCGCUUAUCUCAAGACUUGACUCACGGACUUCCACGAAUCAAAACUUAUAAUCCAACGAAAUUUAAAUUUUGAAACCAUCACUAAAUUGCGUUGGCAAAACAAGUGAUAUUUGAGACUACUCCGGAAUCCGCUAAUAUCGCGAUUCAUAUUUACAUGAUUUUAAUAUCAAACAUCGAUUUUCGUAUUUACCUGAUUUAAAUCAUUAAUUGUGAAUCAACGUAUUCACGGGAUUUAAAAAUCCAACAUAGCAAUUUGUCUUUAAACGUUUUUGACAUCAAUAUCGCGAUUCCUAUUUAUUCGAAUUUAAAAUCCAAUAUCGCUGGCCGACCUAGUCGUAUUCACAGUAUCUGAAAUUCAUGGCAAAUAAAUAAAAUAGUUAAAAUUUUUAGCUUAUUUUAAUUUUUUUGCUUCAUAAUAGUAUUGUUUGCAUGCAUUAAUGUAGUACAUAACAGUAUCGGAUAAAACAAAAUUAGGUUAGCGCGGAAUAAUUACGAUAGUCCCGUCGAUUUUGCAUUAACGAAGUUAGAUUGUAUCUAAAACCGCAUAAGCCAAAAGUUCUCUGGGGAAAAGAAGUCAACAUAUAAUAUCUACAAAUAGAAAGUGACAGUUAAAGCCCCCCCCCCCAAAUAAUAAUUGCCAAAUCUUUAAAGCAUCAAAGUGGAAUUAAAUCAUCUCAGUACUGUCCUCUGUUGAAUAAAAAAGAAAAUAUAAGUGAAUCAUCACCUCAUACUUAUGCGGACUUCAAGAUCCACUGAAUUAAGUAAACUCCUUUAAAAUAUUUUGAAUUAAUAGAUUAUAGUUACAAAAGUUGAGAAGAAAAUUAUUAUUAUAUCAAUAAUGUGGUCAAUAAUAAUAAAUUAAUUCUUUAUACCAAGUUGAUAAUGUGUCUGUAAACAUAUUAAUCCAUAGAGUAACUCAAAAUCAUUCAUUUGUUUUUUUAAAAAAAAACUAAAUAAUAAUUAAUAUAAUAAAUAUUUUUAUAAAUAAUAAUUAGAUAUUUUUACGUUAGUACAUUAAAAAUUAUUAUGAAAAGCACUUUAAUUCUUAAUUAAUAAAGCACUUUAAUUAUAGAAAUAUUUUUUUGUCUGAUCUCAUAAUUUUUUUUUUUUUUUUGAUCUCAUAAUUUCUUUAAUACAUACCUACAUAGUCACUCGAACUUGAAUCUUUUUAUGGCUAGAAUUUAAUGUUAUUUUGCCUAAUUGUUUUCCUAACUCUUGACUUUUAGUUUAACUGACCUUUGCAAAGUUGUCUGUUGCCUUGAGGGUUCUAAUCAAAACUCCUUGGGGUAACUGUUUUGUGGGUCCUUUACCAAAUUGUCUUCAUUGUAUUAUCUGGGGGAAAUAGCCAGAGAUCUUUAACAUUAGAGAAAAUUUCAGUUGUAGAAGAUGUUCUUUCCGUCAUUUAUCCAUUACCAGAUUUAGAAGGCAGGCAGUAUGUUUUUUUUAUUCUUAUCUUAAACAACUUUUAAUGGAAUUGUGUUUACAAAAACCUUUUUAGAAAUUUUCUUCACUCUGCUUUAUUUCUGGUGUAGGAGGUUUUGUAACAUUUUAUAAUUCUGAUGUAUAACUGUAAUUAUGAAAAUUCUGUAUAUAUAAUUUAUUAAGAAUUAAAUUUGCUAAUUUUUGUUUCA